Messenger RNA from Aegilops tauschii subsp. strangulata, 2659 nucleotides. RefSeq names its product wall-associated receptor kinase 2. The record is from RefSeq and is a predicted model, not a curated record. Gene Ontology annotation, molecular function: calcium ion binding; protein serine/threonine kinase activity; polysaccharide binding. Gene Ontology annotation, cellular component: plasma membrane. Gene Ontology annotation, biological process: cell surface receptor signaling pathway; protein phosphorylation. Lineage: Eukaryota; Viridiplantae; Streptophyta; Magnoliopsida; Poales; Poaceae.
UCUCACUCUCACUCCACUGCUCCCCUGCUCUGCUCCGCUCCACUCCCCGGCAACUGCAAGCCCUGCUGCUCCACUCGCCGCCUCCUCCCCUGCCCAAAGCGCCGUCGCCUCCCGCACUCUUCCCGUCACCGCGGCUCCCGGAUCCGGACCAGCACACCAGCAGGUCGCAGGCAGCUAGGCGUCAGCGGCACCGGUCACCGACGGCAGAGGCAGGCAGCGUACGUCACCGGCGGACGGACGACCUUGUGCGCGCGCGUCAACGGACGCACUAAUUUCCUGCCUAAUAGCAAGAGAAAGAGCAAGCAUGACAAUCCAGUACUCCUCCUAUGUGGUGACAGUGACACUGCUGCUCCUAGUCGUAGCAGCAGCCAGCAGCCGGCAAAAACUUAGCAUGGCGGCGCCGACGACACUCCCGGGCUGCCCGGACAAGUGCGGCAACGUGAGCAUCCCAUACCCCUUCGGCACCCAGGAUGGCUGCUUCCUCCCAGGCUUCCAAAUCAUCUGCAACCACACCUUCCAUCCACCCCGCGCCUUCUUUCCUGCUGAGUAUUUUCGGUCAGGCCCUGACAUGGUGUACAGCAAGCCGCUGAUCAGGACCGAACACGUCUACUACAACAACACACAGAACGGUGAUGACAUGCCUAGAGGAAUUUCAUCAUUCUCCCCAGUGGAGCUCAUGGGCGUGUCGGUCGCAGAGGGAAAACUUCAGGUACGUGCCCCGUUUUGCUACAAAUGCAAAUUGAACGAGACGCACCACUCGUAUCGGAAUACUGUUCUAAUAUACUUCCCGGACCGGUCGCCGUUUUUCCUGUCGGAGCAAAGCACCGUGUUGAUGGGCAUCGGGAAGUACCCCAUCACGGCAGAGCAGAGAUCCGGGCCGUCUUGCCAGGCAUACGUCCAGUCCUUGGACCAAUUUGUCAACGGGACGUGCUCGGGGCAGGGCUGCUGCCAGGCCACCAUGCUGCCGCAAACCCACUAUGAUACAGUGACCAUGGAGAGCCACGACCAUAACGACUGCACCUACGCCAUGCUUGUGGACAAGUCCUGGUACAGCUUCACAUCGCUGGACCUCGACGGUGAUGUUUUCCUGCGGAGGAACAACGCCAGCGGGGUGCCUGUCGCGGUAGACUUUGUGAUCACCAACCAUUCCUGUCCACGGCAUGGGCAGCAGGUGCCCGAGGGGUACGCGUGCACCGGCGACAACACCAUUUGCGUCCAACUACCCUUGGACGACGACAAUGAAGGGUACUUGUGUAGGUGCUCGCAAGGAUACCAAGGCAACCCAUACAUACAAAAUGGCUGCCAAGACAUUAAUGAAUGUGAGAAGCCGGAUUUGUAUCCAUGCCACGGAACAUGCAAUAACAGGGAAGGAGAAUACGAAUGUGCCUGCCCUGCUGGAACAAAGGGUAAUGCCAAAGAGGAGCAAUGCACGGAAAUGUUUCCUCUGCCAGCAAAGGAGGCCGUAGGUGCAAUAGGUUGUCUUUUUGUCAUGGCACUUGUGGUGUUCUUUCUCCUUCUUCGUAGACAAAAGAGGAAGAUGAAACAACUUUAUAUGAAAAAUGGAGGCCCUGCACUAGAAAAGGCAAACAAUAUAAAGAUUUACAGAAGAGAGGAGCUCAAGCCAAUUUUGAAAAGUACCAAUUUUAUUGGAAAAGGAUGCUUUGGUGAAGUUUACAAGGGUUAUCUUGAUAACCGACUAGUUGCAGUAAAGAAGCCUGUUGAAGGCAUUGUAGCACAUAACGAGCAAUUUGCAAAUGAAGUCAUUAUUCAGUCUCAAGUCAUCCACAAGAACAUUGUUAGGCUCAUAGGUUGUUGCCUAGAAGUUGAUAUCCCAAUGUUAGUCUAUGAGUUCCUCUCCAAAGGUAGCCUUGAUGACAUUCUUCACAGCAACAGCAAGGUGCCUCUUGAUCUGAAUGUACGUUUAAAUAUUGCUGCUGAAUCAGCGGAAGGUCUAGCAUACAUGCAUUCGAAAACCGGCAAAAUAAUUCUGCAUGGUGAUGUGAAACCAGCAAAUAUACUCUUGGAUGAUGAUUAUGCACCAAAAGUAUCUGACUUUGGUAUAUCAAGGAUGAUUGCAAGGGAUAAGGAACACACUACAUCUGUCAUUGGUGAUAGGACUUACAUGGAUCCAGUAUAUCUACAAACUGGACUACUGACAGAAAAGAGUGAUGUCUACAGUUUUGGAGUACUACUCUUGGAACUUGUUAGCAGGAGGAAGGCCACUUUUUCCGACCAUAACAGCUUAGUGAGGAAUUUUGUUGAUGCUCACAAAACAGAGAAGAUACCAAUUGAACUGUUUGACAAGGAAUUUGUAGAACCGGGAGAUUUGGAGCUUCUUGGUUGCCUUGCAAGGGUUGCCGUGGAAUGCCUUAACCUUGAUGUGGAUGAAAGACCAGCAAUGACAGAUGUAGCAGAGCGCCUUCUCAUGUUGAAGAGAUCACGUAAGUAGUUAUAGACAUGACUGUAUGUUUGCUGCGAGACGAUUGACUUCCUUGCAUGCUUGUCCCUCUGUUUUUGGGGAUGUUUUUGCUGGUUCCCCCCAGCCGUACCUUUGUUAAGUUGGUAAUCUCAGCAGCUGUAUCCUUGCUCUCUGUUUGCACUCAGGCCUGUUUUAGGGCUUUAUUAUAAAGUUGCACCAUUGUGGCUUUCGUUCCAAAAA